AUGAGUAGAAUUAACAAUGAAACAAUUAGUGGUACAUCAAAAGAAAUGAACAACACAAUAGAAAAAAAUGUUGAAAAUUUAACAAAUGUCUCUCCAUUCCUCAUCAAAAAAGUUAUUGAUUGUGCAUGCGGUAGUGAAGUCGAAAUGUGCAAAAAAAUUCGCGACGGUAAUAUAUUGAUAAAAACAAAAAACAAUUUGCAAGCUGCCAAACUUAUUACAUUGACUUCCCUUUCACCCUCCAUACAAGUUGAAGUCCGCGAACACACUACUCUCAAUUUCUCAAAAGGCGUAAUUUACUCUAAUGACCUCAGAGGAAUAGAAGAAGAAGAAAUACUACAUGAACUCAAAAACCAAAAUGUAACUGAAAUAAGAAAAAUAUUGAAAAAAGUUGGUAAAGAGCUAAUUGAGACGGGACUAAUAAUUAUUACAUUAGCCACUCUCAACUUACCAGAGAAUUUAAAGAUAGGCUAUGAAAAAGUAAAAGUACGUCCCUAUAUCCCCUACCCUCUAAGAUGCCGCAAGUGCUUACGAUAUGGACAUACUAAAAAUACAUGUGUAAACAAUGCAAUAUGCCCAAAUUGUGCACUAUCAUAUCAUUUCGAAGAAGACGAUGAAAAAUGUAAUAAUCCAUCAACAUGCGUUAAUUGUGUUUAUAACAACAAUGCAAACAGCCAACAUAGUUCUCUGGACAAAAAUUGUCCAAUAUUUUUAAGAGAAAAAGAAAUACAAUCAAUUGUAACAUUAGAAAAAGUAGAUAGAAAAAAAGCUGUCGAAACCUACAAACAACGUCACCAAAGCGGACAAUCAUCUUACUCUACUGUAACAAAAACAGCAACGACAAAUAAACAGGUUUUUUUCUCAACUAGUAACAAUAACCCAACUACUCUUAGUAACACCAUACGAGAAUCUUCAAACUUAACUAAUGUCAACAAUUCAACUACUCUUUGUACAACCACAAGAGAACCAGUGAACUACAACAAUAUUGAAACACCUACGUGCUCUAAUAUUGAAUCUACCAUUAACUCAGCAAAGCAGAAAUUAGUAAAUAUUCUACCAAAAAAUACAUCAAAUAGAUCAAUACAACUUAACGCCAGCAUGAAAGUUUUAGCAAGACUUAAGAACAAUUGGAAUCUCAAUAAAUGA
Molecule: messenger RNA, 1143 nt
Organism: Calliphora vicina (urban bluebottle blowfly)
Lineage: Eukaryota; Metazoa; Arthropoda; Insecta; Diptera; Calliphoridae
Product: asparagine-rich protein-like
Exons: 2
Coding region: 1-1143 (380 amino acids)
Source: RefSeq, a predicted model, not a curated record